Manihot esculenta (cassava) is the source of this 1127-nucleotide messenger RNA. Its product is annotated as tetrapyrrole-binding protein, chloroplastic. The transcript has a single exon. The record is from RefSeq and is a predicted model, not a curated record. Gene Ontology annotation, biological process: chloroplast-nucleus signaling pathway. Gene Ontology annotation, molecular function: tetrapyrrole binding. Gene Ontology annotation, cellular component: chloroplast. The coding region runs from base 93 to 911 and encodes 272 amino acids. NCBI's taxonomy places the organism in Eukaryota, Viridiplantae, Streptophyta, Magnoliopsida, Malpighiales, Euphorbiaceae.
CUUAUCACUUUUCUUUCUACUACCACCCCCAACUCCCUCAUCACCUCAAUGACCUCCUAACUUCACCCCCUCUUUCUCUUUCUCUCUCUCUAAUGGCCCCCAACCCCCUCCAAUCCCUCCUCCACCACCACCACCACUACUCUCUCGUCAAGCUACACCACUCAGACUCCACCCCCAACUCCUCUCUUUUCCUCAAACCCACCACUUCAUUCUCUACUACCACCAACACUUCUCUCUCCCUCUCCAUAUCUUCUUCUUCCUCCACCACCACUUGUACCACCAACUUCUCUAUCUCCCCCACCACCUCCACCACUCCAUCUUCCCAAACAUUUUCCCUUGACCUCCUCCAUCAACAUCUCUCCACCCGAAACUUCCGCCAGGCAGAUGAAGAAACUCGCCGCCUCCUCAUAGUCCUUGCAGGCGAAGCUGCACAGAAGCGUGGGUAUGUGUUCUUCUCUGAAGUUCAGUUCAUCUCAGAGAAAGACCUUAAAGCCAUUGAUGAACUGUGGAAACAAUACAGUAACAACAAGUUUGGAUACAGUAUUCAAAAGAGAAUAUGGCAGAAAAAGGCUAACAAAGAUUUCAGCAAGUUUUUUCUCAAGGUUGGGUGGAUGAAAAAGCUUGAUACUGAAGUUGAGCAAUACAAUUACAGAUCUUUCCCUAAUGAAUUCAUCUGGGAACUUAAUGAUGAGACUCCUGAAGGACACUUGCCUUUGACAAAUGCACUUAGAGGGACACAACUUCUCAAUAGCAUUCUUAAUCAUCCUGCUUUUGAAGAUACGAAAGAAGAAGAAGAUGAAUUAGUUGUUGAUGGAGGAAAUGAAAAUGGAGGAUCCAAUAAGGAGUUGAGAGAAGAGGAGAACUCAAAGCCAUUGAGCAAGAGAUUGUUUAAACCAAAUUAUAGCUUUUGAUUUUGAGUUAUUUGAUAAUUUAAGCACAUACCCAUUACAGGGAAAAUAAAAUAGAAAAAGAAAAUGGAAUUUUUUUUUUUUUUUUUGCAUGGCUUAGAGCAAAUUAAGAAAAUGAAGGAUAGGAUUAGAGGAGAAAAUCAUUGUAUUUGCAUGACUACAACUUUAUUACUUUUAAUGACCGUCGGGUUUCUAAUACUCAUAUUGAGAUCAGGUGAA